AUGACUACCUGGCAAGAAUUCGCCCAAUACCAGGCGUCCAAGGAGCCUUUCCUCAAAAGGAUCACCACACUGCAAGGAUUUUACAAUGCCUGUACCGACUCCGCAUUCCUUGCCAUUAGCAUCAAGGAUAUCAAGAAGACAAGCGACUCUGAUCGUGUCCUCGCUCAAGUUGGAUUGGCCUAUCUGCCAUCAUUGGAGCCAGGUGAACAUCUUGAAUGCAGUUCAGCAAACAUGCCAAGUCUGGUUCAGUUCUACAACCACAAACGCGUCAAGGCCUUGACCCUGAAUGUCCGCAUUCCCAAGGACGAAAUGCGUCAGAUUCUGGCGAAUGGAGAGAUGCCUGUUCGUCGCGAUGUUCGGUUUGGUCAGCACCAGGACGGGGUCCUUACUGAAUACUUGGAUGCUUCAAUCUCCGGUUUCCUCGAUGGCUGUCUUCAUAAUUCUCACAAAAAAGACCGCAAACUUGUCUGUGUCGGCUUCAAUGAUAAGGCGUGGACCUACAUGCGAAAUUAUUUCCCCAACGCCCUGUACUAUUUCUCGGCCUAUAUGGAUCUUCGGGACAUCGUCAGAGAGGCGACGCCAAACACUGGACACAUACCGUCAUUGAAGAAGUGCCUUGAACUGUUCCACUUCAACGGGGAAUUAACACGCACCGAAAAGGUUGGGGAAAAGACUGACAACGCAGGAGAACAUGCCGUCGGCGUCUGUGCUUUCGCGACUAUCCUACUUUCUGAAGAGAACCAAGAGAUGUUCAAAUAUCGCAUGGAAUGUGCCACUAUGGCGCGUCAUUGGGAACACAAGAGAAUCCGCCGGAGAUUCACAGCUGAGGCGAGAUUCCUGGUCUCUGUUUGCACUGCAGCCAGAGAGGCUUUGCCUUACGAGCUCAAGACAAGUUGGAGAAUCGCCCAGCACUUCCACCCCUGGAAUCCCAAAUAUGCUGUGAGGGCAUCUCGGACUGAGGCUUACGCUCAGUUCCAAAACAAGCCCGACAUGGAGAUGUUCAUCAGAGACAUGAAUGGAGCGGUCUACCCCUCUGGCGAGAUACUGUCUGUUAAGACUUACGAACAGAGAGAGGAGGAGCUUGAGGAGGAAUCGGGACAGGAAGAUUGCGACAAUGAAGAGGAGGAGGACCAGCAGGAAUCGGGUCAGCAACCAGAGGACCAUCAGCAAGGAUUGGGCCAGCAGGAGGAGACCCACGAGCACGCAGGUGACAAGCAGGAAGACAACACACAGCCGGCACGUCUUGAAAAGUCCCAACAGCAGUACUGUGAACGCCCCGACAAAACAUGGAUCUUCCAAGAAGUGGAACAGUUCCUGGAGCGGGUGAAGAAUUGGACAUACCCAAGUGCAAGGGAAAUGACUAACCCUCAAGAGACCGAGGGGGAGGAUAACAAUGUGGAGACGGAACAACAGGGAUGGGGUCAGCCGGAAUGGUGUCGGCAACAGGAGAUCAAUCGGCUCACAUCUCUUCGGCAGAAAGAGGACCAAUACUGGGACCAGAAGGAAGAUUGGGCACAGCCGCCAAAAUGGGACUUCCAAGAGAAGGAAAAUCAGCAACAAGAGAUCCAGGAGAGGACUGCUUGGAACUCAGCAAGGGAGGUUUGGCCGCGGUACGAGGGGGAGUCCUCAGAGGAGGAGACUUCGGAGGAGACUUCGGAGGAGGAGAGUGAAGAGGAACAGGUGAACGACAAAGAACAAGUGGAAGAGGAGGAGGAUAACCUCCACGCUUCAGGAUGGUUUGGAGAGGAUGAGAUGCCUGAGCUCGUAGAAGCCAAUCCUGAGACUGAUUGGGAGGUUAUUUCUGACUAG
This is a messenger RNA of Fusarium coffeatum, 1809 nucleotides long. RefSeq lists its product as uncharacterized. The coding region runs from base 1 to 1809 and encodes 602 amino acids. The transcript has a single exon. NCBI's taxonomy places the organism in Eukaryota, Fungi, Ascomycota, Sordariomycetes, Hypocreales, Nectriaceae. The record is from RefSeq and is a predicted model, not a curated record.